Cimex lectularius (bed bug) is the source of this 1276-nucleotide messenger RNA. RefSeq lists its product as uncharacterized. Bases 343 to 1161 code for a protein of 272 amino acids. The transcript is spliced from 8 exons. NCBI's taxonomy places the organism in Eukaryota, Metazoa, Arthropoda, Insecta, Hemiptera, Cimicidae. The record is from RefSeq and is a predicted model, not a curated record.
UUCUCUAUAACGCCCGUAAUGUCCCAAUCACAAACUGAAAAAUCAUUUGCUGGUUUUAUGUAAUACAUGUACAGUUGAAGUCAAAAAGUAAGAUAUCAAUCGGAGUUUUAUUUGACGUCAACAACGCACCCCUAUGCAAGUAUAAAAAGGAGUGGAAAAUGAGGUUAAAGUAACAGAGUUUCGACGGAUUCAGCCGGAGACUUGCCGUAAUGCUUGAAAUAUCCCAUGGUACAAAUUGACGUUUGGGUCCGUAGGGAAAAUUUAAAUCACGAUGCUUCAGCGAUGCUCAAUCUUGGUCUUCUUUCCUUUUUUCCGCGCCAUAUACGCGAGGCUUAACCCUAGAUGGAGUUGGACGAGGAUUUGAGAGAAAUUCUCAAUGAAUUCGAACAGUGGAAACAGGUCGGCGCCAAAACAGCGGAAAAACUCAGGGCAAAAGAGAAAUUGGUUUCCUCGAUGGAAAGCAAGGUGAAGUUUUACCAAAAUGAAAUUUCCUAUUUGAAAACUCAAAUCGAGAAAAAAGACGAGCAUUUGGAACAAUAUCGAAAUAUUGUACAACAUUUCAACAGCAUAGAUGAUAAAUACUCGGCCCUUUUAAAAGAAAAGGAGGCUCUAGAUUCAGAAAUUGCAAAAAUUAAAAAGGAGAGGGAAUGUGAUUUAAAUGCCUGGAAUUUGGAAAAACAAUCUUUUCUAAAAGCUGGUCCAACAACAGUUUUUUCAGACAAAACUCUAACUAAGCAAGUUGAAGAGUUGAAGGCUGAACUGCAUAAGGUUAAAGAAGAAAGCAAAGCUCGUUUCAAUUAUGAACAGCAUCAGCAUCGUAACGAUGUGAACUAUUACAAGCAAGCUUUAUCUACUAACUCAGAAAAAUACGAAAAAACUAUUGGAAAAUUAAAUGAAGAUUUAGCAGCAGCACAGUUAGAAAUUAAAAAUUUGCAGCAGAAUGGAAGCAAUAAGGCCAUGAAAUCCAGCCAGUGUCAUACUGUCCCAGUCCCGGUGGUCACAAUUCAAUCGAUCGGUGUCUCAUCGACAUCUGAAAUUGCCUCGUCUAUUUCCAAACAGGUCGAGAUCCAUAAACAGGUACAGAAAGAAAGAGUGAAAUUCCCUUCGGUCAAGAAAAGGAAGCUGUUUAACCCAAAAGAGGAUGUGUUAAUUUUAAAUUAAAGGGAGUACAAUCUUUUUCUAAUUGAAACACACAAGUUAAAAACUUAAUAUAUAAUUGCGUAUUCUUAAAAUAUGUAGUACAAAAAUUAUUACAAACACACAAAAAAAAAAAAAA